GUAUAAAUUACUACGUCACCACCGUGCGCCAUGAGCUUGUGCGCGGAGUGUAACGUGUAGUUGUUAAAUUCACGCGAAUGUUUUGCUAAAUAGUCUACUGUUGUACAAAAUAUAUACCAGAUAAUGUCUAAACUUUCCGAAUUUACAUUCAAGGGCAGCUGUGAUCUUAUGCCUCAAGGGUUUUGGUCAGCAAUUGAUGUAUGGAUAAAUAAACCUCAUGUUCUGAAUAAACGAUUGUGCGGAGUCAAAGUGGAGGAGGAGGGCAGGGAAGUAGAUAACCUGGAACUUCAAAACAUUUUGUCCGCGCUUUGGGAUAACGACACCGAAGACCUAAAUUGUGUACUCUCUUAUUUGAACGUCGGCGUUGAGUCGAACACUUACAUUCACGCGAAUCAGAAGGGACAUUGGUGUUUUGGAGUAAGGACAGUGGUUCCUAAAGUCAACUCUUAUGGCUCUCAAAUGCAGAAGGAAAUCAUCCUGAAGGACGCUUCGAGACAGUGUGUCAUAUUUAUACCAUUUGAAGAAAAUGAAGACGGACAUACGUUUCCAAAGAAAAACAACAUUUAUCGAAUUCAGCUGGAGGCAGAAAACAAUGAAGACUGGUCUGUGUCAGUGUCCGCCUUGCGGCCGGAUGACUGGUUCUCAGACGGAGUGGUGUAUCCCAAAUUCCCGUGGCUGGUGGGGGUGCUCCUCCCCAAACUGGCCCAGUGGUCUACGGAGAGCAGGCAGAGCGAGUUCAAGAGCACCCUGUCUCUUAUUCCAGUGGAAAAGUACAGCUGCAUGUACCAGAAGCUGAAGGAAAAAUACAAAGAGAUGGUGAAGGUUUGGCCUGAAGUGACUGAUCCAGAGAAAUUUGUUUAUGAGGAUGUGGCCAUUGCAACUUAUUUACUGGUCCUCUGGGAACAGGAGCGUGCAGAUAAAUGUCUGACUGCAAAGCAGUCCUUUGUGGAUCUGGGAUGUGGAAACGGUCUCCUCGUUCACAUACUGGGGAAUGAAGGGCACCCUGGGAAGGGCAUUGAUGUCCGGAAGAGAAAAAUCUGGGACAUGUACGGUCCUCAAACAUGUUUGGAGGAAAGUGCAAUCACACCCAGUGACAGCUUUUUGUUCCCCGACGCAGACUGGCUGAUUGGAAACCACUCGGACGAGCUGACGCCGUGGAUACCUGUUAUAGCCUCCAGGUCGUCUUACGCCUGCCGCUACUUUGUCCUCCCCUGCUGCUUCUACGACUUCUGCGGGAAGUACCAGCGGCGGCAGUGCAGGAAGUCCCAGUACAAGGAGUACAUCGACUUCAUCGCCGAGAUCAGCGCCGCGUGCGGGUUCAGCACGGAGGAGGACUGCCUGCGAAUCCCGUCCACCAAGCGGGUCUGCCUGAUCGGGAAGAGCAGGAGCUACGAGCCGUCCGGGGAGGCCCAGGCGGACGAGCUGAGGACCCGCUACAUUCAGGACCGGCUGUCCCGUUCCGCGGGCCCCCCGAGGGACCCCGAAGAGGAAGGGGCAGGGGGUCCGGCCGAAACCGGGGGAGGCUGGGGGGAGGGGUUCCAGCCCAGGGAAAAGGCCCAGAUCACCCGAAACUGCGCCAGCCUCCCUCGAGACUUCAUUGACGGCGUGGUCCUGCGCGUGGGACGCGCGCUGCUGGAGCUGAACCCCGAGGAGAGGCACGACCCGGAUGCCUGGAACCGAGGAGGCAGCCUGUCUGUCAGGGAGGUGGCCGAGAUGCUGGACAAACAGACGCUCCAGAUGCUGAAGAAGGAGUGCGGGGGACUGCAGACGCUCCUGAGGAACAGCCACCAGGUGUUCAAAGUGGACGGAGGCAGAGUUCAGAUCCGGGACUGGAGGGAGGAGUCCGGCGAGAGGCGGUCCCGAGCCCCGCCCAAGAGGAGGCCUCCGGGGGCCCAGAAGACCCGCCCCUGCUGGUUCCACACGCACCACCCCCAGGGCUGCCCCCUCCCCACCGAGCGCUGCGCCUUUGCUCACGGGCCUGCUGACCUCCGACCCCCCACCCACCCCCCCAAGAGGCACAAGAGCCAAUCAGCAGCGGCCGUGUCUGCGGCUGAGGGGAGUGCCUGAAUAUUUACCCCAGCGAAGGGCGCUUUUCAGUCGGACAGGAUGGCAGCAUCACGUCGUGCAGCUGGGCCCCCUGCUGGUCGAGGAGGUGGCUGCAGCUCGGUGUGUUAGGUUGCAGAUGAGGCGUGUCCUGAAUGGACAGUGGAAGUCGCAGUGUUACAGCGUGGGCGUGACUGCCCAUUCCCAAUGGGGGAGAAACAUAAAUUCCUAAUUAAAUUUUUCAUUUUAUUGGACUUCAUUUAAAAGAUAAAAUUGUAACAAAAUUUUUUAUUAAACUUAAAAAAAAAUGAAAAACCAAACCUUUUGUUUACGUUUUACAUUAUUAUUGUUUUAUUUUUUAAAUUUGAUAUUCUGUUGUCUUCCUACUGAUGUUAAUGCCUUUGCUGGGAGGGGCCUGGGGAUUGCGAUAGUCUUUUGAACAUGGACAUGCUGACAGAAUUUCUCUAUACAAGCUAACCGCUCCCCCUUGUCUAAUAAAACGUAGCCUGAUGUAAUGUCUUUCAAAAUAACGGCCCCAACGAGCUGUGUUCUGGGACAUUUUUCCCUAAUGUUUUUUCUUGCUUUUUCUGGAAGUCUCUUGGAGCCCGGAGUAAAACGCUGGCCUCAUCCGAAAAUUGUCGGAGCUGCAUUUUGGACGACCUUUCCGCCACGCGGUCCGCCCUGGUGUUUCACACGUGAGCGAGGGCGCGUAAAAUCACCGCAAGAGCUGCUUUGAGAUGUCGUGUGCUGCUAUCCUCAAGCACAUUCACAAAAGUGACAGUUUCAAAAAGUCUUCACUUAAUCCAUUAGGGUGGUAAUGAACAACAGACUGAUAUUAAAUUUAAGAGUGCCCAUUGAUGUAGGACAGGCAAACUGCCAUUGAGUUUAAAAAAAAAAAAAAAGAAAGGAUUUUGCAAUGUUUUUGUUGUGGUGAGAUUUGCUGAUUGCCUCAUACAUCAGUUUAUUAGAUGAUUUCGGGCUCCAAACGGGUUGUUUUCAUGGGCUGUCUGGAUACACACACAAUAAAAGGACCGGCCAUGGUGAAAGAUAAAUAAAACAACCGUGUAAACCA
This is a messenger RNA of Anguilla anguilla (European eel), 3115 nucleotides long. It is a transcript of the gene trmt44, whose product is annotated as tRNA methyltransferase 44 homolog. Gene Ontology annotation, biological process: tRNA methylation. The record is from RefSeq and is a predicted model, not a curated record. Lineage: Eukaryota; Metazoa; Chordata; Actinopteri; Anguilliformes; Anguillidae. Bases 124 to 2067 code for a protein of 647 amino acids. Gene Ontology annotation, molecular function: tRNA (uridine) methyltransferase activity; metal ion binding. The transcript is spliced from 11 exons.